Messenger RNA from Aphanomyces invadans, 498 nucleotides. RefSeq lists its product as hypothetical. Bases 1 to 498 code for a protein of 165 amino acids. The record is from RefSeq and is a predicted model, not a curated record. Lineage: Eukaryota; Oomycota; Saprolegniomycetes; Saprolegniales; Verrucalvaceae. The transcript is spliced from 3 exons.
AUGGCCUGGUACCCGUUCGACAUGUACGAAGUCAGGAUGUUUGUGCUGGUCAAUACGAGCAUGAGUCCGUUCAACGGCCAGCCCCAAGACCCCGUCGACGUCAGCUUCGUCAUCGUCACGCCGUCCAACUUUGACUGGAACUACCGCAUAAAGGAGACGUAUGGCGACACAGCGGUCGCCCCCGGCGUGUACUCGAUCACGGUCGAGAUCAAGCGCCAAUUCAACGUGUACACGGCGCUCGUGUUUGCCGGGAUUUGGGCCGUCACGGUGUCGAUCGGGUACAUCGGCAGCUGCGCUGUGAUCUGGAAGCGCCGCGCGGCCGACAACCCAGUCAUCUACAUCUCGGCCCUCUUUGCCGUGCCUGGGUUCCGCAACACCCUGCCAGGCAGCCCUCCCUAUGGCUGCAUCUUUGACAUCCUUUGCACUUACUUUGCCAUUGCCGUUGUCCUAUCGUUCUUGGUCUUGGUCUCAGUGGCGUACAUGAAGAAGGCGGCUUGA